CAUGAGCUCCAUACGUCGUAUAAUGAAGGGGAUGCAUAUACGCUGAGCUAAAGAUACCAUAUUUUAACUAAUAUAUCACACAACAGACGCAUUGAACAGUUAAUACCAAUGGAGCUUACAGAGGUGGUAGCCCCACACGUGGCAGUACCUGUAUUUGGUGUCUUGCUAUGCGCAUUUCUUGUUUUUGCCUUUGGUUUCAAAUCGCCUGCCCAGCCACCGAGUUUUAAUUUUGAUGAGGAUGGCAAGAAAAAGAAGCCGAAGAAAGCAAAGCAACAGAAAAGUCAAACAAAUGGCCAUGUGACAGCUGUGACCCCAGAAACCAGUCUGCCAAUCAAAUCCCAGCCGUCACCUAAACAUGUUGACAAGCCAGCCAAGUCGUCAUCCCCUGGCAACAAAACUGGCAAAAAGGCCGAGGUUCAGACUAAAAAGGCAAAGAAGACGAAAGAAGAUGUUACUGCUGUCCCUGCUACAGCCACAACUAAGUUGAAAAUGGAAGAAGAUGGAUGGACCACUCAGGUUUCCCGUAAAGACAGGAAACUGAAAAACAAGAAGGAGGAUAAGAACGACUCGGGAGAGGAGGCCGAGGUGAAGCUGACACAGGUAGAAGAAGCCCCUCAGGAACAGAGGUCAAAGGGCAAAAACAAGAAAAAAUCUACAAAGGAAGCUGCUGAACCCAAGGAGGAAGCUAAGGUUGUCAGCAAGGCCCCAGAGGCUCCCGCCAAGGCUGUCGAGGUUGUCAGCAAGGCCCCAGAGCCUCCCGCCAAGGCUGUCGAGGUUGUCAGCAAGGCCCCAGAGCCUCCCGCCAAGGAUGUCAAAGUUGUCGGCAAGGCCCCAGCGCCCGUAGUCAAAACCCCAGAGACCAGCACAGUAGCUAAGGAUAAUACAGGAGAGUGUGUAGAAGCUCCAUUUGAAAGUCCCAGUAAGAAGAACAAGGGCAAGAAGGCUGCAGCAGUAGAGGUUGUGAAGGACCAAGUAGAUUCGGCUGUGAAACCAAGCUCCCCUGCAGCUACUAAGAAAGGAAAAGCUAAAUCACCAACUCCUGACAAACCUGCUACUGAAAAUGCCAAACCCAAAGCUCCGGAGGCUGGCAAAUCAAAAUCCCCAUCUCCAGACGCGGGGAAACCCAAAACCAAAGAUGUCAAACCUGCACCAGAAGCUGCCAAACCCAAGUCACCUGGAGCAGGCAAAGACAGUGGAGCCAAAGAUUCUCCCAGUGGGGACAGCAAACCUGUUAAAAGUCCCAAAAACAAGAAAAAGAACGAGAAGACAGCAGACGCAGUUGUGAAGGAGACUCCCCAGCCGGUCACCCCAGUGGCCAAGCCCUCUGUUACAGAAACACCUGCAGCUAGCAGUAGUACACCAGCAGAGGGAGCAGAUUCCUCAGCUGAAGCCCCACAAGUGGUGGCUUUUGAUGAAAUGGGCCUAACAGAUUCUUGGACUGAAGCAAAACCAAAAGGAAAAAAGAAGAAACCAAGACGUGAAAACUGAAAUUUUGCCUGUCACUUAAAUCUUUCUACAAUCUGAGAAAGCUGAACUGACAUAGCUCCUAAAAGUGCUUAGGGGGUUACAGUCAGUCCUGAUACAGAGGAGAACAGCUUCGGACACGUCCAAAAACUAGACGGUCUACUGAAUAUUUGGUGCUGAGGACUGCAAUUGUGUGCAGUCUCGAUUAGCUUUUCAUUUGAUGUAUUUUUCCAGCAUCUUGUUGUUGGACGUUGAAGUUGAUGUAAAACAGCAGCACACGAGGUAGUGUAACUGCACUAGGGCUACCAAUUAAUUUUUCAUCAGCACAUUUAGAAAUUAAGGUAGAUAAGACUGUUUACUGCCCAAGGCACCAGUUUGUAUUCCGGAUGAUUAGCAACUGAUAACCACUAAAAAAUGAAACGGGGGAAAUGCCUACCUUGAAUCAAAAUUUUCCAUCUGGAUAAGGUUUGAUUCUGGGUUUGUUGACAGGGUAAAGAUUUUUUUUUUUUUCAUAUAAGUUUUGGUAGUACCAUUGGACCAUCCAUUCAAUGACUACUAAUUAUUUUCAAUACUUGAAUGAUAAAAUUUAAGUAAUUUAAUUAUAUUGUAUUUAAUUGAGUAGCUAUUAAUUCUUGAAGUAUCAACCCCUAAGUACUGAGCACACACACUUCACUGAGAAUCACAAUAAAAGGGGAGUUACCCUUUAAGGGGAAUUCCUCAUUAUGCUGCCACUGGCUGGUAGCGCCACCUAGUAUCCACAGACUAUCAAAGGGAGGUAAAUAUGAAAAUGGUUGUUAAGUAUUAUUUUUAUUUAGUGAGUGACAUCUUUUGUGUUUUGUUAAAGUCUAGUCAGAAGAAUGACACCAAGAAGAUAAAGAAGACUUUUUCAAAAAUUGUUAUUUAUAUACAAAUGAAUUUAUCUUUACAUACAUGCUUGACAUGGAAAUCAAAUUUUCAAACUUUUAUCCAAUUGAAUUGGUUGUAGGUUUAUUUUUAGUCCGGAGUUUUUUUUAGAAUCCAGAGGGAUGGAAGUCGUUCUAGGUUUAUUUUAAUCAGUUUCUUAAGAAUCCAGAGGGAUUGGAGAAAUCUGAUGGUUGGAUGAGGAGUCAAAGGAUUCUGAGUUGGAAAUUAAGCAGAUUUCUCAUUUUACUUAAGGUAUAGAGUGAGAGUGUUCUAUCUUGACGAAGAAUUCUGAGCUGGAUUUGUUACAUAUUACUUUAUCGUAGGAAAGCAAUAUAAUAUUUUCCAUUUUCAAAAUGACCACAUGACAAGCUUAUAAAUCUGUGAGCUUAACAUGUUCAGGAUAAUAUUACUGCCAAUGAUUUCCAAGCUACUGGCAGACAGUCUACAUUCACUGGUCUUUUAUAUAACUAUAGGGGUGAAGUAAUGAUUAAUUUUAUAAGAAAAAAACAUGUGAAGGUCUAUAUGCAGCAGAAAGGUGAUGGCACAUUCUACCUUAAAUCAAUACAGUAUAUUAAUUACAAAAUUAUCAGAUAAUUAAAGAGUGUCACUUUGGUUCACAUACGGUAUAUAAUUAAGUAGAAUAUUUUGGUCCUUUAUUUUUUGGGUUAUCUUUGUCAUUUUUAUAUUUUUUUAGCAAGAUUUUACUUUCCUGGAGUUCCCUUUUGGCAAAGGUUGGCAUUUUAGCUGAAUCGGAUAAAAUAUGCUCACUAAGACAACACGACAAAUUGACGAGUGAAAAGGUGAUAGAGUUAUUUUAUCAUUUUAAUGCUGCAUCUUGUCAUUUUCAAGGCAGUGUAAUAUUUAUUUUUAUGUAGAUUCACAUACAUUCAUGCCUAAUUAUGUAUUAGACUACGUAUACUCCCCUGCUACCCAAUUGAAGAUAUAAAAUUAUGUAUUCAGCAUCAUGGAAUAAAGAAAAUUCACUGUAGAACAGAUAUUAUAUCCAACACUAGCAACAGGUUAAAUAAAACAAAAAAAUAUUAACUGAAGACAGUUUUAAAUAGCUACAAUUAUAUGUUUGAUAUGCUUCAUUGUAUUUAGAGAAUAGAUAUUAAAAUCUAUAUUUAUAAUUUUUGUGAAAAUCACACUUCAUAAUGAAAUAUUUUCCAUACAAAUGGGAUUUUAGAAUCCCAAGUCUUGAUAACACAUGAAUUCAUUGUCACCUAUUCACGAAUUUGAAUAUGUUGAAAUAUUCACUUUUUGUUGUAUUUUAAUACAUGUAUGUAUAUUCUCUGGUAUUUGGUGAAUGAUAGAUUUUCUAAAAGUAAUUCCAAAUUAUAGCCAAAAUGAAUUGUAUGUUGUAAUUGGUCAGUUAAACAAUGCUGGACAUUGUAAGCCUAAUUGUUUCUUGUAUAUAUAGAUCAGGGAAAAAUUAGAGCUAAUCAAAUUCUUAUAUAGUAAGUAGCUCUGUUGUAGAGAUAGUUCUCAAUAUUGAUGGAUCACUUUAGAGACAAUUUCAAAAGAAUCUGCCGUGGUUUUCCGAAUUUUUUUUGGCCAGUACCAAUAUUUUUGCUUAUAAUCGUCAUAUUUCUGUGACAAGUAAAAUUUCUACCUAACUGGAGGACUCAAGGUUUGUCGAACAGGAACCACCAGCAUAAGAAGUGAUUUGAUUAAAACAGUAAAAUAUAUUAAGAUGCAAUUUCUCCUGUGCCCAUUAUGUAUAAGAAUGUCUUUAUUUCUGGAAUCUUACGUAUAUACUAUAGUAUAUAGGAUAGCCAGAACUUUUUCUCUGUCCAAGUUAUCGAGUUAGUGGCAUAUGUCAAGAAGAAUUUGAAAAGAAACUACAAUUUUUUCUAAAUGGUCCAUCAGAAUAUUUUGUAAAAUAUGUCCUCAAUGUAAAACUGUUAUUUAAUCAAUUUCUAUUUAUCCUGGGGUGCAAUAUAAGGUACUAAUCACAACUAGUUCAUUUUUAUGAUAAACAUGAUAUAGUAGUCUUAUAUACAUGACGUAGUCUUGAAUACAUGACAUAGUAGUCCAGUAUGCUCGACAUAGUAGUCUAGUAUACAUGACGUAGUCACAAGAUGUAGGAGUAGGAGUCUAGUUUACAUAUACAUGACAUUGUAGUCUUAUAUACAUGACAUAGUCUUGUAUACAUGACGCAGUAGUCUUGUAUAAAUGACGUAGGAGUCUAGUAUACAUGACGUAGGAGUCUAGUAUACAUGACAUAGUAGUCUAAUAUAUACAUGUCGUAGUAGUCUUAUACUUACAUGACUUGCAGUCUAUACAUGACAUAGUAGUCUUAUCAACAUGACAUCUUAACUGGCUGUUGUUUUGACAGCCUCAUAUAUAGAAGAGAGAGAGAGAAAGAUGAAUUCAGUCCUAUUUUUGUCCAAUUAAAGCAUGUGUACAAUAUGAUAUGUACUUGAGAGAGUGUUUUGUCCUUAGAGUAUCCCCAUUGUCACAAGAUUUAAAAUAGGACCAAAUAAUAUUUUUGUAAAUAUUUUUCAGGAAAUUUAUUAUAAAAAAGAUUGUAUCAAUGCCUUUGAGGAAUCAUGAUGGCUGCUGUGUGUAUGAUGUAUGUGUUUAUCAGUUAUAUAGUUCUAUAUCUACAAUGUGAUGGACGGUUUACAUGUCUCAUUCGUACGGCCGUGCGCUGUAUGUAGGUAAAUCUCAUUAUUGGGAGUAUAUUAUAGGCCAGCCAUUUAUUCAGCAUUGUAUUUUCGAAGGAGCUGCAUCGCCGAUAGAGGAAAUUAGUUAAAAAAGAAUGGUUAGUUGUAUAUUUUUAUACAAUACAUAAAGUUACAUUACUACCACUUCAAAUAUUUGAGCUUUUCUUUUUAUCUUUUAAAUUUGAUGCAAAGUAAUAAUAAUUCAUUACAUCACAAAGAAACAUCUGUCAUACUCUGCCUCUUUAUUCCUGGUUUGUAACUUGUGGUCUUAUAAACGAUCAUUUUAAGGACAGAGGUGACAUUUUGAACAUUUCUGUGACAAGCCAUCAUUUUGCUGUCAGUAAUGGUGGGGCACCUUUAAAAUUCUUUGUUGCCCUAGAUACUUUGAUGGAGGAUGAUUUUUUUUUAGUAAUAAGGGCAUCUAAAAUUUGUAUGGUUGUAUACUUAGCGAAAAUAACAUUAAACUUGCGUUCACCAUGGCCUGGUAAAAACGUAAUUUUUGUUGAGCUGAAAGUAAGACUGACAUCACUUCACCUUUAACUGUAGUGUUGUAAAGCCUUUGUAAUGGCGACAUAAAUUUUGCCAUGAUGGGUCACAGUGACCUACUUUUCACCUUGUCAUAGUGUUGUGUAAUUAUGUGUUGUGAUAUCAGUAAAAACACCUUGUUAUGAUAAUGAUGUGCUAUAUUAUGCUGUAACAGUGUGCAUUCAGUUUUACAUAUCUCUAUUACUUAACGAAUUUGGGCAUCAGUAACUUUGUGAAUGUAGAAAACUGAAUAUUUUUAGUGCACUUUUGCAAUGCUUUAAGAAAUAAAAUGGAAACGUGUAUAGAUUUCUUAAUUAAAUAACGGUAUAGUGCUGUAGAAUUUUGCCGACAUUUUGAGAGAAUUAUGGAUUUCAUCCAAUCAUGUGAUGUUACAAGGCCUUUCUUGCUUUUGUUUAUAUAAAGCUGUUGUGAAGGAAUAUAAUUUGUUCCUGUAUAUUACUGUACAACUGUAUUACAAAUUAUAUACAAGUUUUACAUGUAAAGCUCUUUUAUUGAAAGACAUUAACUAAUUUUCUAUUAAUUCCUAGAUCAGUGUAAAAGCAUAGAGGUUUCCUACUAUCAGCCAAAAUUACAUAUGUACAUAUUUGAGGAAGAAUGUGAAAGGGAAGAAUUAAUGAAACUUAAUUUACUGUUAAUUCCUCGAUCAUGAAGGUUUUCUAGAUGCAGAAUGUGAAAGAGAAGAAUUAAGAUUAUGAGUGUAUUCAUUAAGCAAACUUGGUUUUAAAAGGGUUUUCUGUAUCGUCAUAUCUAGAGAUCGCAUCUACAUAUAUUAUUGUACUGAUAUGCUAACCCUGACCUCACCCAAUACAGUUAUUGGCAAGUUCAUUAUAGACCAUCUUCAAAGUCCAAGGGUUCUGAUUACAAUAUACCUUAAUUACUGGUUUUCUUUCCACUUUUGGAACUUGUUGUCACAUGACUGAAGGCUCACGAUAAAAUACUUGAUUAAAUUUUUUUUUUAAAAAGAAUGUAAAAAUGACAUAUGGCUUGGCUGGUAUGUCUUUGAAGAUUAUGAAGUGCUAUACCCAAACCAAAGCCUAGCCCAGUUUUACCUUAAUUUGAGGUUCUUUAAUAGUUUCUGAACUAGUAAACUCACCUAGUCUGCAAGAUAUUGAAUAGAGUCUUCAGUUUUUAAUGACCUGCAGGAAAGAUACAAUUUAAUUGUAGAUAUAUCUUGAGCAGACUUUGGCAUUUCUAAGAUGUUUGUAGACAAGUGCUAGUUAUUGAUAACUAUGUAUUUAUAUAUAUUUAUAUAGGGUAGAUUUAGGCCAUAGGGUCACUCUAGAAUGACCAGGAGAGUGUGAUAAUGAUCUAAUGACCACCAGAAUUUAACAGAGAUACUUUACCAACGUCAGUAUCAAAGCCAUGUUGUAUUAACCUAGAGUCUGGGUACUAGACCAGCCCGAUUUUCACACUGAAGCAUUGUAGAAGUUGAGGGCUACAAAGAUACCCCAAUACUUGUAUGGGUGCAAAUAUUGUGUAAAAUAAUAUUUCUUUUUAGUUUGAACUUUUAUUUGCUCAAAUGAUUGGUACAUUUUACUAUGUAAUAUAAAAUGGUUCCUAUCAGGGAUUUAAUUACAUACUAACUUUUAGUAUUAGGUAGGAAAAUAUCUGGAUGGGUCUGGACUCUACUAAUCAUACCAGCAUUUCCAAUGUCCAAUAGCUUUAACAAACUGAAAAUUAGUUUGCUUUUGUCUUCAAACAGAAAACUGGACACCUUUAUCUUGCCAGAUUAUGCCAGAUUAUGUCAAAAUAUUUCAAAUUUAUUUAGAUUAAUUUUUUAUAUUAAUUUCUUUUCACUGAUUUAUUGGAUUAAUCAUACACUGGCCAAUAUUUAUGAAAAUUAACUGAGCAAUUAUGGAAAAAAAUGCCCAUUUUUUAGUGACCUAGAAUUUAGAGAAAAAGACCCACCUUCCAAUUUCAGUUUUUUUUUUUUAUACUUUAAUUCUUUUAGCUGCAGUGAUAACAGUGUCAGGGUGAUAUAGUGUUUACAUCAUACUGCCAAUAAAACACCUAAAGUAACAGAAUUCAUUCAGAGAUGAUUUUUCUGCUUUAGUAACAUAUUUUCGAUGGCUGCCGCUGAAGUCUGUACCAUUCCUGAAGCAUUAUUUUGGUGUAUGUGUAGGUUAUUGUUUAGUUUUCCAGUGGCAUUCUGUCAGAGUGAGUGAUUGUUGUUGGAUUAUGGAAGCAUACUUAGGAUGUCUGUUCCUUAACUUACGUCAGUAAGUAAUUGUCUGUACUGUCUGUCAUACAAGUGUUGUGGUAUAAUCCCAAUGCAGCGACAUCUCUCUCAUUUGGUAACCAGAUCACCACUGAAUGAUUUUAGUUUGUUUCAUCGAUGUGAAAUAUUUUAACCAGCAUUAGAGCGUGUGGAUGUAUGGCCGUCAUGAUCUGCAUUAUGUGUUUUCUAGAGGAAACAAUUGUUUACUCGAUCAGUAAUGUAUCAUGGUUGUGUUAGUUAUAGAUUGUGAUUUGGAGCAUUGUCUCAAUGUUAUCAAAAUAAGGGUUGUGCUUCUGUACCAGACAAUGUAUUGCUUGGACAGUGCCCAACAACCACUUGGUCUGCUUAGUAAUGUUUAAUUAUAUCUUCAUAUUACAUAAUUUACAAAACUUAAAGGAAAAAAAAAUCUUAUCUGUUCCGUUCAUUUACAUUUAAAUUGAUUUUUUUUUAUUGGGGCCAGGAUAACUUGGUUGGUAGCGCAUCAGACAUGCAAUUUGAGGUGGGCGGUCCGAUCCCUACCCUGGGUGAUUUGUGUUUCCAAGAAAACUGAGAUGAUGGACCAUAUUAUUCUUUCAUGAUUGUGUCUUAAGGUCAGACAUUUUACCUCAGUUGCUCCAGUAAAUUGUUGAGUGAGGUAGCUACCAGCUACUACAGGGAUACUGCUCCAGUAAAUUGUUGAGUGUGGUAGCUACCAGCUACUACAGGGAGACUGCUCCAGUAAAUUGUUCAGUGAGGUAGCUACCAGCUACUACAGGGAGACUGCUCCAGUAAAUUGUUCAGUGAGGUAGCUACCAGCUACUACAGGGAGACUGCUCCAGUAAAUUGUUCAGUGAGGUAGCUACCAGCUACUACAGGGAGACUGCUCCAUUAAAUUGUUCAGUGAGGUAGCUACCAGCUACUACAGGGAGACUGCUCCAGUAAAUUGUUCAGUGAGGUAGCUACCAGCUACUACAGGGAGACUGCUCCAGUAAAUUGUUCAGUGUGGUAGCUACCAGCUACUACAGGGAGACUGCCUCAGAAUGAUUCCGACUGUUCACAGGGAAAUGGACGUGUCAGUUGUUAAAAACAAGUGUUUCACUUGCAAAAAGUAAAAGCAAACCAAAAUCAUGUGGACCUCUUUCAUCAAACAAAAAGAUAUUUCUUGUGUCAUGUGAAUUGAGAUAAAUAUAUGGUAAUAAAGUGGUAAUAGACCUGUGAUUAUAAUGUGAUGUAAUAUGCAUAAUUACAUUAAUUUUGCCAAAAAAGUAUGAAAAGAUGGUGCCAAUAGGUCCAGUACUGUCAAGCUGACGUGCUCCUCAACCUUUCCGACUCUUCGGGAUGAGUUCCCCGAGGUGUGGCUAGAUUUCUCUCACAAACGUUUUGUUCUUACACCAGGGUUUUAGUUAUAGAGUUUACAUUGGUGCUCAGACAAAACUGGAUCUUGUUGUUUUUUUUUUUUAAUGUUAUCUAAAUCAACCAGUUACCGUCAAUAUUUUGUUGUUUCUAAAGUGUUCAUUUCAUACCUUUACACUGGGAAUGGGCUUCAUAUUGCUUUCAGAAUUGUUAAGUUAUUUUUUAGCCGAUAUGGAGAUAUUUGAAUAGUAAUUUUGUUGCCAUGGUUUCAUGAAUUUUAUGUUUAGCUGUAUACAUGUGCUUGAUGGGUGAGGGGUGAAACAACACUUGUGUGAACAUUUAUAUGAACUUUAUCAUAGUUUAGCUGACACAUGUAUGUAUAAUAUGUAGGUAUUUUAGUAGAUAAAUUGUUACCAUUUUUCAAAGGAAGGGAGGUAACUCCUUUUAACAGUAAUAUCUUGGGUGCCUGAUAUCAGAUACACUGCAGGACCAAAUCAGUCUGUAUCAGUCUGUAUAUGAAGAUAGUGGUAUGUUAGCGUGUGUGUAUGUGUGUGAAUCGUAACUUGUGGACCUGUGCACAUUUUGUUGUAGAAUGGGUACAUGAACAUGUUUACAACUAAACGUGUGCUAUUGUUUAUGGAUCUUUAAACUAGGGUUAGUGUUUGUGUGUAAACAUCUGUACUGAUACACAUGUAUACACACAUAGGGAUUGGCACAGCUAUUUACACAAUUUUACACAUGUACGUGUGUAAUGUACAUGUGUGUAAUACACUAGGGUUAGUGUUUGUGUGUAAACAUCUGUACUGAUACACAUGUAUACACACAUAGGGAUUGGCACAGCUAUUUACACAAUUUUACACAUGUACAUGUGUAAUGUACAUGUGUGUAAUACACUACUGUGUAUUAAUUUGUACUGGUGUUAUUUUACGUGCGAAGGUUGUUAUUAAGAUAUGCAUCUGAAGGUACCAAGGUAAAAACUUACCUUAGAAGAUUGUUAAUUUUAUGUACAUAGGAAGGUCAUUGGUGCGAUGUUUAGGAAGGUCGUUGGUGCGAUGUUGGAUGAUACAUGUAUGUAAGUGUAUACUAUUUCUACCUGCUAUUUGAUCAUUAGUGUACGGGAGUACAAUACUAAGUCACUAAGUGUAUAUAGUGUUUACGUUCCCCUGUCGACACCCUUCCAGAUUUGUGAUCACUAAAACCAGGGGUGAUUAAGGAAUACAGCAAUGGUAAUAAAAUGUUAUAUUUAUGGA
This is a messenger RNA of Pecten maximus, 10382 nucleotides long. Its product is annotated as muscle M-line assembly protein unc-89-like. The record is from RefSeq and is a predicted model, not a curated record. The transcript is spliced from 9 exons. NCBI's taxonomy places the organism in Eukaryota, Metazoa, Mollusca, Bivalvia, Pectinida, Pectinidae. The coding region runs from base 109 to 1488 and encodes 459 amino acids.